AUGGUUCACGUGGAUUUGCGCAGCGUGGCGCUGUGCACGUGGGUCGCCGCGUUCGCGCACGUCCUCGUCCUCGUCCAAGGGGUGGAAUCGUGGACGCUGGGCACUGUGGCGUUGGUGGCGUCGUGCCUCGCGGGGGCGCUCCCGGCCAUCUGGGGCGCCUCCGUUCUGCUCUUCGCGCCGGGCGAUCCGAACGCCGCGCUCGACGUGCUGCUCGGAAGGACGCACGCGGGGAGUCCGAGCAGCACGUCGCAGCGCGAGGCGAGGUCGCUCGAUGCGUCUCCCGAGGCGUCCUCCGCCCGAGGCCGAAGGUUGACAUCCCCCCCUGUGAGCGCGGCGACGGGGAAGUUUUCUGACGACGACGGCGACGCCGAAGCGCUCGCGCGCGAGAUGGACUCGACCGUGUCCGCGCGGCGGACUUCGGACGCGUCACCGUCACCGUCACCCCCGCCUCCGCGGGACGUAUCGCCGGUGUACGCGGCGUCGUCGCUGUUCUCGCAGCACGUCAGCCCGACGCCGUCGAGGAAAACCUCGCGGGAGUUGGGAAAGGCGAAUUCAGAGAGGGCGCGGGAGCCCUGUCCCCGCAGGAAAAGCGUCGGACGCAGCGAAACGUUCCCGGGGCCGGGAGAUCCGGCUCCCUGGAUGGACAACGGCAGCAGCCGCGGGUCCGGGUCGUUCCACGCCGACCCGCGCGUCUCGCAAAACUCCCUCGAACGGAGGAGCCGCGGGCAGAGCAUGGACGUGAGAAGAUCCGACUUUGGCCUCGACGCUCAGCGUUCCGUCAACGCCCAGCAGCGGCGCCUCAGUUUGGACACCAUCAGGGCGUGGAACGUGUUCGGAUCCGACGACUCCUCCGAUAACGACGACGAGGGCACCGAGGAGGGCUGGCAGGACGCCAUCACCGGGAUCCGCGGCAUGGCGCAGGCGCUGUGCGACGCGAACAAUUCCGUCGCGACGGUGUCCCUCAACGCGGACCUCACGGUGUCGCUGUCGAACCUGAUGCUCAACACGUUGAAGCUGUUCGAUCCCACGGGUGAGAAGGGCGGGGACGGUGACGAGGAUGCCCGGGUUCUCCAACUCGAGGACCCCCACGCCAUGGUGAAGAGGGUGUGCACCCUCUCGGAGCCGCUCUUUGACACCGGGUGCCCGCUGGUGCUGUACAACAGGUUCAAGCCCGGGGAGCUGAGCUUCGUGCCGCGGGACACCUUCGAGUGCUGCCUCUUCGCGCUGCUGUACCGCGCCGGGACCAGGGUCCUCGACGGCGAAUGCGUCAUGACCACCGAAAAGAUAACGGCGGAUGAGAUGGCCAAGGGCGACUUGAGCGAUUUGGGUGGCUCGGGCGAUUUGAACGGCGUCGGUUCGAGGGACCGACCCAGUUUGGACUCCGUCGCGAGCGCGAGGGAGCGCCAGGGGGAGAGAAAAGGAAAAGGGGACGGACACGUGCUUCGAGUCGUGGUGGAGUACCGAACCGCCACGCGGCUCAUGAGCAAACAGGAGCUCAACGCGACGGAGCUCAGAUUUUGGAAGCGAAGGCUCAAGCGCGUCGGCGGGUCUCUGAAGUUUGAGCAGGUGAACGUCGGGAUAAUCGGGUCGCACACCGAGCGCAUCAUCAUGAUGGUGCCCACCGCCGGGUCCAACACGUUCCUCGCGGCCGAGAAGCACGAGACGGGGGCCAGAAUCAUGGUUCCCGGGGUUGGAUACUCUGACUCCCCCAAGAUUGGUUCGCAAUCUCUCCGAUCGUCGCGCGCUUCCAGCGCCAACGCGGGUAUGUCCCUGCGCGAGGACCAGGCGUCGAGGGCUGGGAGCCUACAAUCUGGGCUCACCGCGGUCCCCUCGCCCGGGGACAGCUCCCGCGGGGGCUUGGCGCUGAGCGAGCGUUCGGGUCACGAGGGGGACUUGGUGGGACGGGAAGCGAGCGGAUUAUCCGGAAGCACGGCGGAGGAGUUGAUGAGGGAGGAGCAGAUGGACGUGUUCGACGCGGAGGACGGCGAGUUCGGCGCGAAUUUUCACGGGCACAGGAGACUCAGGCACCGGCUCAGCGGUUUGACAGAGGAGAGCUCGGGCUCGGGGUUGGCGAGCCAGGUGACCGACUCUGGUUCGUCGCUCGACUUCAUGGACGACCUCUUCAUGCUCACCGCCGGGCAGCUCGAUUUCAAGAUUCUGUACAUCGAGGACGAGCGCGUGCAGGCGUACUUCUUCAUCAACAAGUGCCGCAGGGUGUUCGGCGAUCGGUGCGUCGUCGUGCACGAGACGGACGGCAUCGCCGCGCUCGAGAGGCUCAAGAGCGGGGAGCAGUACACCGUCAUAGUCUCGGACGUCUUCAUGUCCAGGAUGGACGGGGUGUCCUUCUUCCACACCCUGUUCAGCACCAACCUCAACACGGGGAACCUCGUGCCGGAGGGUUUAUCCGAGCGCGAGCUGCGCAUGAACGUCAUCCUCACGGGCGCGGACGUGGACGAGAUCUCCGCCGACCUCGAGCAGGUGCGUUCCUUGUACGGCGUGCUCGUGUACAACAAGACGUCGAGCAUCGACGUUGUCGGGGACGUGAUCAAGCCCCACAUAUCCUUCGUGGAGAGCAGGCUGAGGGACGUGAUACGGCUGGGGCACAACGGCAGGUGGCCGACCUCCGUGGGCUCGGCGGGCGGCGGCGGCGUCCCUCGGGUGUCGGCCAAGUCGAGCUCAAAGUCGGCGGCGGAUUUCCUCGCCGCCGCGGGCAUCGGCGGCGAAUUUCUCCGCUCGCGCCGGUCCAAGCGCGCCAGCGAACGGUCCGCGGACGGUUCUUUCUCGCUCGCGUCCGUCGGUGGGGACUCGUUCUCCGUGGAGCACUCGCCGCUGGGGGUGCGGCAGACGGACUCAUGGCGGUCGACGAACUCUUCGCUGGGCGGCGCCAAGGCGAGCGAACCGUCGACGGGACCCACGCGCGACCCGGUGGACCACGGCGAUCACUGGGAGGGAGCCGGGACGGCGUACAACCUCAUAUCGAGGUCGAACACCAGCCUGGGUAAGACGUCCGCGAAACCCUUCCCGGACACCACGAACAUUCGAAGGGCCGUCGCCGGGAUCGAUUAA
Micromonas commoda is the source of this 3066-nucleotide messenger RNA. RefSeq lists its product as hypothetical. The transcript has a single exon. Gene Ontology annotation, biological process: phosphorelay signal transduction system. The record is from RefSeq and is a predicted model, not a curated record. The coding region runs from base 1 to 3066 and encodes 1021 amino acids. NCBI's taxonomy places the organism in Eukaryota, Viridiplantae, Chlorophyta, Mamiellophyceae, Mamiellales, Mamiellaceae.